This is a messenger RNA of Naegleria lovaniensis, 2184 nucleotides long. RefSeq lists its product as uncharacterized. Bases 1 to 2184 code for a protein of 727 amino acids. The transcript has 2 exons. NCBI's taxonomy places the organism in Eukaryota, Heterolobosea, Eutetramitea, Acrasida, Naegleriidae. The record is from RefSeq and is a predicted model, not a curated record.
AUGGACUACUCGCUCCGAGUUCUAUUACUUGUAGUUACCUACACAGCUGUUCUAUGUUGUGGUUUCUUCUUCUUUCCGAAUGGUAACAAUGUAUUGGCUCAAUCUUCCAUCGUUCUUCAUAAACCCAUUGUUGGAGGUAAUUUGGAUGGAGUUUCCGAUUAUUCCCGAACUUUGAAUUUUAUAGAUGCCAUGAAAACAUGUCGCAAGUUUGGUUCUGCAAACGCACCAUGGGAUGGCAAUGCCUCGUUAGAUGCUGAUGGAUGGCCCAUAGGUCUCUCUGCUGGUGCUAUUGUUUUUACAGCUCUUGAUCCUGGUGGUGCUGUCAAUGGAACUUAUUAUUUUCAAGGCGAUGGUCCACUUGAACUCUCAUUAGUAGCUUCUCCUGGUUGUACACUUUCUAAUUUUAUCUAUUCUCCAACGACUGGAAAGACUACUGGAUAUGUACAUGUUGAUUCUACAGCUACUCAACUCAUGCUUGCGUUUUCUCAAACCAAUUCCUCGAAAGCUUUUCGAAAUUUGAGAUUAAUUCGACCUGGUUAUUCCAUUCAAGAUGCAGAUGAUAAGAUUUUUACAAAAUUCUUGGAAAAUGAUAUUGCACCAAUGAAGAUUUUGAGAUUUAUGGAUUGGGGACAUACGAAUGGAAAUCAAAUGUCGAAAUGGAGUGAUCGUGCCAAGCUGUCAGAUGCCACUUAUUCCAUAAAAGGAGCGCCUUAUGAACUCAUGAUUGAAUUAGCGAAUCGAUACAAUAAGGAAAUUUGGGUCAAUAUUCCUGUUCGAGCAGAUGAUGAUUACAUUACUCAAAUGGCCAAAUUAUUCAAGGCAAAACUCAAUCCCAAUGCAAUUGUUUACAUUGAAUAUUCGAAUGAAUUAUGGAACUCAGGAUUUGAACAAUUUAAUUACAAUGUCAAUGAGGCAGAAAAGAUGGUUUUACAGCAAAACAACACUGUUCUGAAUUAUGACAAUGUCAAUAACAAGUAUACGUGGUCUUUUCGAAGAACUGGAUAUCGGUCGAUGCAAAUUUCAGAUAUUUUCGCUCGAGAAUUUGGUGAAGAAAAAAGAAAUGUUCAAUUUCGAGUGGUUUUGGCAGGACAAGCUGCGAAUUCGUAUAUUGUAAAUCAGGGAUUGAGGGUUGUGGAAAGAAAUUUUGGUCCUCCUCAACGAUAUUUCUAUGCCAUUGCAGGAGCCCCAUAUUUCCAAAUUAAGAAUGCCAAUGAAACGUUGACAUCUGAAAGCGCUUUUCAAAUCUUAAAGACGGAGGCAGAAAAGAGUCCAUUGAUCUAUCAAUACAUGAACCAUUUAUGUCUCUGCAAAUAUUAUGGACUGAAAUGCAUGGCGUAUGAAGGAGGACCCGAUACUUUUGGUCCUUUUAAUAUUCCAGAAAAGAAAGAAGCGUCAAAAGAUCCAAGAAUGAGACAAGUUGUCAUUAAUUUUUUGAAUGAUUGGUUCUCCUAUGGAUUUGAUGCAUUUUUGUGGUUUACUAUUGGACAUGGAAGUUAUGACACGCAAUAUGGUACUUGGGGAUGGGUGGAUAGCAUGCUGUCAGGUGUCACAAGUCCAAAGAAAGAGGGAAUUCUAUAUGUCGCUUCUCAAACCAAUGGAAUACCACUCAAUUAUACCAUUUUCAGAACUGUAUCAAAAUCCGAAAUGUCCAUUCCUGCCAUCCAUCAUGCACUCGCUGGAGGUAAUUCACAAUUUUCAUAUUUGGCAUCUCCAGCUGUAAAUUCCACAUUCCAUUAUCCAUUAAUAUUUUCAACUCGAGGAUACUUUAACAUUUCAAUAGAGAUUCAAAAUUUAAAACCAAAGAGUGAAUUGGAUAUUUAUUUGAAUCAAAUACGAGCUGGAACCUUGAUAUUUAACAAUCAAAAUUCUAUAUUCAAUGUGACAACCCUUUCACCAAAUAUAGUCAUUGAGAAGGGAAUGACUGUCAUUACCUUAUUGUGUCGAACCGAUCGAGCUUACAAUAUUAAUACGGUCAAAGUUCAACUCGUGACCGAUUUGAGUGAUCCUUUACCUUCUCCAAAAAUUUCACCAACAACAACUAGAAAUACUACAGCAGUGUCCAUGGGCAUGUCGUGUGUGAAAGGUCACCAAGUAAAAACACUCGUUGGAAUGAUGACCUGCCAGUCGUUAACAAUACUGUUGGCAUGGUCGGUGUGGAUGAUCUUGAUCAUUGUAAUGGAAUAA